Molecule: messenger RNA, 741 nt
Organism: Notolabrus celidotus (New Zealand spotty)
Lineage: Eukaryota; Metazoa; Chordata; Actinopteri; Labriformes; Labridae
Gene: prkag3b
Product: protein kinase, AMP-activated, gamma 3b non-catalytic subunit
Source: RefSeq, a predicted model, not a curated record
AUGCUGACCAUCACAGACUUCAUCAACAUUCUCCAUCGUUACUACAAGUCUCCUCUGGUUCAAAUCUACGAGCUGGAAGAACACAACGAGACGUGGAGAGAGAUCUACCUGCAGUACUCUGUCAACAGGCUGAUCAGCAUCACUCCGGACUGCAGUCUGUUCGAUGCCAUCUACUCCUUACUGAAGAACAAGAUCCACCGGCUGCCCGUCAUCGACCCGGCGUCAGGAAACGUCCUCCACAUCCUCACACACCAACGCAUCCUAAAGUUCCUCCAUCUUUGGGGAUCAAUGAUUCCUAAACCUCGCUUCCUUCAGAGGCGGAAAGAAGUGGAGAUCGGUACCUUCAGAGAGAUCGCCACCGUCCAGGAGUCGCCCUCGGUCUACGACGCUCUGACCGUCUUCGUGGAGAGGAGAGUCUCUGCUCUGCCUGUGGUCGAUGAUCGAGGUAAAGUGGUCGCUCUGUACUCCAGGUUUGAUGUCAUUAAUCUGGCGGCUCAGAAGAACUACAACAACCUGAACAUGACGAUGCGUGAGGCCAUCGAGUCCAGAGCCUGCUGCGUGGAGGGGGUCCUCAAGUGCUACCCUCACGAGACUCUGGAGACCGUCAUCGACCGCAUCGCCAAGGCUGAGGUGCAUCGUCUGGUCCUGGUACAGGAACGAUGUGGUGAGAGGGUCUCUCUGUCCGACCUCCUUCAGGCCCUGGUCCUCACUCCUGCAGGUAUUGACGCGCUGUCCUCCUAA